CUAAAGCAUCGUGAUUCGCUCUUCAUUUGUGCUGUACCAUAAGCCUGGUUGUCGGGCUGUCACUAGGGACUUGAUCGGAACCGUGUAUCCGGGCAAUAACCGGCUCCCGGGCGCUACUGCGUGUGCGUGGAUGUACACCGUACGCACGCACAAACGGACAAACGCACGUACAACAAUAAUAUGGACUAAAUAUCCAUGCGUAGCCGGGCUUGACAACUUUUACCGCAAAGAGGCAGAUCGAAGGUAUCGUAACAAUUUGACGCUGAAGUUGAAAACACAAAGGCGUAUAAUUUUCCAGCCAAUUCUUAGACGGCGUGUAGAGCGGCAACGGCGGACUCUGGCAGCGUUUUUGGUUUUCGGCUGCGUGAGCCGAGUCGGAGCGGAGCAGGGCGGCGUGGUUCGGCACCGAGGGGUCCGCAAAUUGCAGAGCGCAGUACGGAACGGCAGAAGUUGCGUCUAAGUCUCGCAGUACGGCGUCAACCGCGAACGGCGAUGGGUGUGUCGAGUGCGGAUGUUUAUUACGACGGCUCGCGAGCCUUCACGUGGCUCGCCGACCUGGCCGGCCUCCCGAUUGACCAGAUGAACUUCCUGGUGACGCAAUUCUCAGCACUGGGACUAGCUGCCUUGUUGAGGUCUUCGCUGAGCCCACGAGCCGUUAGUCCCGCCACAAGGCAUGCCUUCGGCUUGGUUCUCGGCCUCUUCUUUGGUUACUUCAGUUUCGGCAAGCAUGCGGUGCAUUUGGCGGGACUUCCGGCUCUCUGCUACGUCGUCACGCGGACUCAUAAUCCUCGCAGUGUGCAAAGGGCUGUCCUUUUCGUCGCACUUCUUUAUCUCUCCUGCAUACAUUUUCACCGCCAAGUAUACGACUACGGUUCUUACACCCUAGACAUAACAGGUCCGCUGAUGGUGAUAACACAAAAGGUAACGAGCCUUGCCUACAGCGUCCACGACGGAAUGACACGCAAGGAAGAGGAACUCACUCCCUCGCAGCGAUAUCACGCCGUCAAAAAAAUGCCGACGGCCCUUGAGUAUUUCGCUUACGUAUUACACUUUCAAGCGUUGAUGGCUGGUCCGGUGAUUUUCUACCGCGACUACAUUGAUUUUAUCGGAGGUCACAACAUUUAUGGCUCAAAAACAUUAGCAGGCUACACGGACAAGAAUUUGAACAGCAACGAGAUCGUCUUGGAACCUUCGCCACGUUUAGUUGUGGUAAAGAAGGUUCUCGCCAGCUGUAUUUGUGCUGUAAUAUUUGUCUCUUUCAUACCAUCGUUUCCGAUACAAAAGAUCAAAGAGGAUGACUUUAUUGAGAAUACGACCCUCGGUUACAAGGUGGGCUUUCUCAUGGUGUCCACGAUGCUUGUUCGCUUCAAGUACUAUCACGCGUGGCUCUUUGCUGACGCCAUAUGCAACAAUUCGGGCCUCGGCUUCAAUGGUUACAAUGUCGACGGCACCGCGCGCUGGGACCUGAUUUCGAACGUCAACGUACUUAAGUUCGAAACCGCGCUUAGCCUGAGGGACAGCAUAGAGCAGUGGAACAAGGGUACCAAUCGGUGGCUACGCAUGAUCGUUUACGAAAGGAUCAAAACACACAGCACCAUCCUCACCUACGCAUUGUCCGCUCUAUGGCACGGUUUUUAUCCUGGCUACUACCUCACUUUCGCUGGAGGGGCGUUAUUCACCUUCGCAGCGCGAUCCACACAUGUACCUUGCCCCGCACAUUUUGGCACUGGCAGUUCUAAUUCUUUUGCCGAAAUUGUCGGGGCUAAUGCGGCAUCAGAAGAUUACCACUGCUGCCGCUGCAGCUGCAGCCUCGGACAUUUCUACAAAAAAACAUAUUUCGAAUGGUCACGGCGGGCCGGUUACUGAGCGCAUGGCUCACGUUGCCCACCUCGCACAAAAGGCUCAGUGAGUCGAUUAUUGCACAAAGCUGGACAACUGUAAUUCUAAUCUACGUAUAAUACCUACUGCUAAUCAUAAGUUUUAUAUAAAGCAACAAAUAUUUUUAUGGAUAUAUUAAUAAAAAUUACAACAUAUUGUAUA
Messenger RNA from Neodiprion virginianus, 2040 nucleotides. It is a transcript of the gene oys, whose product is annotated as lysophospholipid acyltransferase 6. The transcript is spliced from 10 exons. Gene Ontology annotation, cellular component: membrane. The record is from RefSeq and is a predicted model, not a curated record. Gene Ontology annotation, molecular function: acyltransferase activity. Gene Ontology annotation, biological process: lipid modification. NCBI's taxonomy places the organism in Eukaryota, Metazoa, Arthropoda, Insecta, Hymenoptera, Diprionidae. The coding region runs from base 493 to 1866 and encodes 457 amino acids.